AUCCGGGUCCCGCGUGGCGGAUGAAAGAGUGGCGCGGAAAGGUGCUGGGAAUUGAUCUGAUAGCACGUACUGAUGGCCGUAAAGAAGUCAUCACUCCCACUGGAAUCCAGUGAGAGUGACUCUGAGGAGUUGCCAACCUUUGCUUUUCUGAAGAGGGAACCAUCUUCAACAAAGAGAAGGCAGCCUCAGAAGGAGGAGAAGAUUGUCGUGGUUGACACCUCAGAUUCUGAGGCCUCCUGUCCUCCAUCACCAAAAUUGAAAGAUCCACCACCUGUUCCAGAGACAGCUGAAACUGUCACACAGACAGAGCCAGUCAGGGUGCUAAGCAGUGGAAGUGAGGGUGAGGAGGAAUUUAUUCCCCUGGCUGAGAGACUGACUUGUAAGUUUUUGACCCAUAAGCAGAUGAGCCCUGAGGACUCCAGCUCCCCAGUUAAAAGGGUUUUGGAUCAUCAAAAUAAUGAAGAAGCGUCACGUGACUGGCAAAACCAGCCCUUUACAAAGAUCCGUGAUAUUCCCCUCCGUGACGCCUCAGAGAGGUGUGCAUCAAGUAACAAGGACCCUAAGGUAGACAGUAUGUGCCCUCAGCUGCCAGCAUACCAAACUACGUGCUCUGUCCAGAGCAACAGAUUGACAGUAACUGAAACAAAUGCUGAGGUACCCCCACCUCAGAAGAGAACCAAACAUAAUCAGAAGGUCCAGAAGAGAGGCUCACAGGGAUGCCAGCAGCAGGAACAAGCAAGCCAAAAGGAAGGUGCCCAGAGGCAACAGGAAAGGAAGAAGAAGGCAGCCCUGGUUAACAGGCUGAAAGCUCAGAGGCCAGAGGAAUGCUUAAAGCACAUUGUUGUGCUGCUGGAUCCAGUGCUCUUACAGAUGGAAGGUGGGGGCCAGCUCCUCGGAGCACUGCAGUCCAUGGAGUGCUGCUGUGUGAUUGAGGCGCAGGCCGUGCCUUGCAGCAUCACAUGGAGGAGAAGGGCUGGGCCCACUGAGGAUGGAGAGGAGGGCUGGGUGGAGGAGCCAAUGGUUCUGGUGCUGCUCCUGGCAGAGGCGUUUGUGUCCAUGAUCUACAACUUCAAGCAGGUGGACACAGCCAGAAGGGGAAGUCUGGGCAGCACUGAGGAAGGGAAGGAAACACUUCGGAGCUUUGUCACUGACAUCACGGCAAGGACAGCUGGGAAAGCUCUGUCACUGGCGAUUGUGGAUCUGGAGAAAUGCUUCAGUGCUCCGAAUCCUCCAAGGAGAAGGAAACAGGGAGUGGCAAAUAGAGAACAGGCCAAGGAGAAGAAGAAGCAGAGACAAACAGAGGCCAACACAGUGGCCAUGGUGACCAGGGUAGACAUGGAAGAGGCAUUGGUAGAUCUGCAGCUACACACAGAAGCCCAGGCUCGAAUUGUGCAGAGCUGGAAAGAGCUGGCCGACUUGGCGUGCACGUUCACAAAGGCUGUGGCUGAGGCGCCCUUCAAGAAGCUCCGAGAUCAAACUAGUUUCUCCUUCUGCCUGGAGAGUGACUGGGCUGGAGGGGCAAAGGUGGACCGUUCUGGCAGGGGGCUUGCCCUGGUCUGGAGGAGACAGAUUCAGCAGCUGAACCGAGUCAGCCUGGAAAUGGCCAGUGCCAUUGUGGACGCCUACCCCUCCCCACAGCUCCUGAUCCAGGCUUAUAAGCGGUGUUUUUCUGAGCAAGAACGCCAGAAUUUGCUCGCAGACAUACAGGUGCGCCGUGGGGAAGGUGUGACAGCCACCUCCCGCCGUGUUGGACCAGAGCUCUCCAGGCGUAUCUACCUUCAGAUGACAGCUUUGCAGCCAGAUCUCUCUUUAGACAGUACAGACUGAUGCCAGCCCUCAGGGACAAGGAUGAAAACACGAUUUCCACCCCAGCCCCCUUCCUCCCCCCAAGCAUGACUAUAGUGCAGGGAUUAGAAGCACCUACUGCAGCACAAGCCUGGGUCCUGCCCACAACAUGCUUUCCUGGGUGUCACUAUUUGCGAGUGUCCCUACCUGUCAGCAUGGGGCGGAGGCUGAGAUGCUCACAUUUGCCUUCCUCUCCUAGCAAGUUGACUGCCAUGUACAUACCAAUCACCCUGACCCCUGCCCGCCCUCAAAAUACAAAGGAACAAAGACAGACCACUCAGACAUGUGUUUAAUAAUUGUAAAAAUCCAAAAAAACCUCAGUGUCAAACCUUGAGGUCACGGUGGGUUACCUGACAAGGCUGGAUGUGCUCCCGCCUUCCUCCCACCCACUGAGGCUGCCUCAACCAGCCAAGGGACAGGGGUCUGAUCACUAUGCUGACUUCUGUAUUCCCUUAAUCUCAUUUUAUGUACUAUGUGUUUCGUUUCAAUAAAGCAUUUGUACCAAUGGC
Hippopotamus amphibius kiboko is the source of this 2354-nucleotide messenger RNA. It is a transcript of the gene EME1, whose product is annotated as essential meiotic structure-specific endonuclease 1. NCBI's taxonomy places the organism in Eukaryota, Metazoa, Chordata, Mammalia, Artiodactyla, Hippopotamidae. The transcript is spliced from 9 exons. Gene Ontology annotation, molecular function: DNA binding; nuclease activity. The record is from RefSeq and is a predicted model, not a curated record. Gene Ontology annotation, cellular component: nucleus; Holliday junction resolvase complex. The coding region runs from base 73 to 1827 and encodes 584 amino acids. Gene Ontology annotation, biological process: mitotic intra-S DNA damage checkpoint signaling; double-strand break repair; replication fork processing.